This is a messenger RNA of Conger conger (European conger), 14210 nucleotides long. RefSeq lists its product as uncharacterized. Bases 1 to 14046 code for a protein of 4681 amino acids. The record is from RefSeq and is a predicted model, not a curated record. The transcript is spliced from 56 exons. Gene Ontology annotation, molecular function: protein binding. Lineage: Eukaryota; Metazoa; Chordata; Actinopteri; Anguilliformes; Congridae.
AUGGUACAAUCAUGUACCAUCACAUCAAUAACUUCUCCAUCAGCGUCAACCCUUAAUGUGAAAUGGGACCCAUAUUCUGGUGCAACGAAUUAUUUUCUGGAUUUAAGGGUUGUGAAUUCAACGAUUAUUGCACCAGUCGUGGUGACGUUGCCAUCAUCCAGCAUCGAAAAGCUCGUGCAGGGUCUUCGACCAGGGACUGUUUACAGCGUCACAUUAAAAGUAUUUCAGUUUUACAAUGUCAUAUGCCUGACCACUGAAAUAUCAAUAACAGUUCCAGCCAGAUCGCAAAUAACUUCUUCCCAAGCAAUAUCAAGUACUGCCAUCAGAUUUGAAUGGUCAAGUGUGAAGUCAUCCAACGUAUAUUUCUUAAUAGUUAAAACUUUGAAUCACGAAGUUAAGUUCAACGACUCUUUCACCGAUCUAAGCGGUGAGGUGCACAACCUUCAACCGUCAACACCAUACCAAUGCUACGUCUAUUCUUCGAACUCUGCCGGCUUGGGAUCUGCCUCCAGACUGAGGACCGUCACGACACUGAUGCAGCCACCAGGAAACGUCAACGUAGCGCACACGGGUAGAAGCACAGCGCGCGUAACCUGGGAGAGCGUGGAUAAAGUGCUCCUUUAUGACGUGACCGUCUUCGACACCGAUAGUCCGAACAACGCUCCCUUCAAGACGAACACCUCACUGACGUACAAGAACAUCCAAAAUCUCCAGCCGUGCUCUACAUAUCGAAUCGGAGUCUCAUCAUUCAACGCCUUUUUGGUACCAGGAGAGCCAACAAAUGCCGUAUAUACCACAAAGACAAUCGGUGCAGUGACAGCAAUCAAUGUUGACUACAGCUGCUCCGGGGGCAUGGUGACAGUGUCCUGGGAUAGCGUUUUUGGAGCGGAGUCCUACAACGCAACGGCUACAGAUGGCACAGGCACCACUUUGUACUGCACCACACAGUCAACCAGCUGCCAGAUUACCAGGGUGGCGUGUGGCGAGCUGUACCUGGUGCGUGUCACUGCCAUUGCUGAUGACUGCGAGACCUCUUCCAACAUCACCGCUGACUUCCAGACAGUGCCCUGUCCCCCCACCGGGCUGGAUGUCUACCGUGAGUGCGCCAGCAAUGUGAUCAUCUUUGGCUGGAAUGCCACUGACAACACGCGCUACUACGUGGCCAAAGCACGGGCCAACAACGGGGAGGUAACAGAAUGCCGGACCACUGACACGUCCUGCUUCUUUACCAACACGGGCUGCGGCCGCAGCUACGAGUUCACCGUGUACUCCGUCAAUACCCUGUGCGACAGCGCAGCCAGCCCCCCGACCCACAUCAGCACAGCACCCUGUGACCCCACAAACGUGAAGACCAGGGCGGAUUGCAACUCAGACGUGCUGACUACCACCUGGGACCAAGCGGAUGGUGCCCAAUCCUAUCUGGUAGAUGUUCGUGGCAACCGAGGCGACCGCUACAACUGCAGCACCUCCACCCAAAGCUGUGACAUACGAGGGGUGAGGUGCGGCGAGAGUUUGAGCGUGUGGGUCACAGCUCUUGAUGAAGAAUGCAUCAGUGGCAGAGCCCUGGGACAUCCUGCUGAGACAGUGCCCUGCGCACCUGAGAAUGUGACGGCUAUCAGGGACUGCGGCCCCGACACUGCCUACAUAGACUGGGUGGCCAGUGCAGGCGCGGUGUUCUACAUCGCCACGGCUGCUCACGCCGACGGCACGGUGCGCAGCUGCACGUCCAUGGACACGCAGUGUCAGAUACAGGGCCUGCGAUGCGGCCAGACCUACAACGGCUCGGUCAUCGCCACCAACUUGAGGUGCAACAGCUCCGAGAGUGCCCGCGUCACCUUGGAGACAGCGCCGUGUCCUCCUGACCACGUGGAGGCAAUCCUGAACUGUUCGGGGAACCAGGCCCAGAUUGUGUGGCAGAACCACCUGAACAUAGGCUCCUACACGGCCAUCAUGCAGGACCCCAGCGGCAGCAUGCUCAUCUGCGACACCGCACUCGACAGCUGCGUCGUCACUGAUCUGAAGUGUGGCGUGCUGUACGCCGUCAGCGUGCAGCACCAUGACGGCACAUGUAACAGCCUGAAUUCUGCGCCCAUCUGGAUGGACUCCGUUCCAUGCGGGCCUGAGAACGUUACGACCAAUGUGAACUGUGGAACAGGGGAGCUAACCGUGGACUGGGACGUGUCAGUCCCGGGGCUGAACUACACCACCACAGUGUCCACAAGGGAUGGGGAGACAACUGUGUGCAACUCGACAGAUAUGAGCUGCAGCAUCAGCAGUCUGGACUGCGGCAGGUCCUACACUGUGACGGUCCUGUCUGUCAAUGGGAGCUGUCUGAGCAUGCCCAGUAGAGAUGUGGUCAUCCAGGAAGCGCCGUGUGUGCCCACCAACGUGACCACAGAGCGGAGCUGUGCGGACAGCGCUGUCGCCCGCUGGGAGGCGAGCAGGGGGGCCCAGUAUUACACCGCCAUUGCCGUGAGCGACAGCGGGCACAGGACCGAGUGCUCCACAAACGACACGGCCUGCGACCUCAGCGGUCUGCUCUGUGGGGAGGUGUACACAGUGGGCGUGGUGGCAGUGAACGACAACUGCACCAGCCCUCAGAGCCAGACGGUGCAGCUGCAAAUAGUGUCUUGUGCUCCAUCUGGUUUGAACGGCUGGGUGGACUGCACCAGCAACACAGCCUCCAUUUCCUGGUCUCCCAGCCCCAACGCCCUGAGCUACUCUGUGACAGCGAUGGCGGCGGACAGGCACACGCACACCUGUAACGCCCGCUCCACCUCCUGCCCGGUGACGGGCCUCCACUGCGGCCAGGAGUACGCCUUCACUGUCACAGCCAGUGACGGUGUCUGCGAGAGCCCAGCCAGUGCACCUUUAAUGCUGCAAACAGCACCAUGUGCCCCUAUGAAUGUGUCAAAGCACCUCUACUGUGACAACAACGUCCUUGCGGUCAGCUGGGACUCAGCUGCAGUCCCACUGAACUACACUGCCAUGAUUAGGGCGUCUGGUGGCAGCAUGCAUUCCUGCAGCUCUACAGACACCAGCUGCCGCAUCACUGACCUGCUGUGUGGGCAAUGGUACAAUCUGACCGUCACAGCCUCUAAUCACAACUGCACUGGUCCUGAGAGUGCAGCACAAUCUGUCCAGACAGGGCCGUGUGCUCCGUUGAAUGUUCGUGGGGACCAACAAUGCGGCACAGACACCCUGCUGGCUUCCUGGGAUAGCUCUACUGGGGCCAGCUCCUACAUGGCCACGGUGACCGGCCCAGACGGCUACUCCGAGACUUGCGACACGGCAAAUCUCACUUGCUCCUUCGGAGGCCUGAGAUGCGCUCAGCGCUACAACAUCAGUGUCGUUGCCUGCGACAGCACCUGCAACAGCACAGCUGGCCCCGCUGUCUCUCUGGUGACAGCACCCUGUGAUCCAGAGAACGUGGCAACCCGGCUGCACUGCAGCUCGGAUGAGGUAACAGUAUCCUGGGAUGCCAGUGCGGGUGCAACUGGGUACACUGUGGUGGCGCAGGGGAGGGGCGGGCCCAAAACCUGCCAAACCACAGGAAGCUCCUGCCAGCUCAGCCAGCUGGCAUGCGGUGAUAUGUAUAAUAUUACCGUUCUGGCUGAGGAUGGGACCUGCAACAGCACCUGGAUGACCAGCACAGCCUUACAGACAGCACCAUGCCCACCACAGAUCACCAGGAGCUCGCUAGACUGCCACACCAAUGUGGCCUCACUGGCUUGGACGACGGGAAGCAAUGUGACAGAGGUCGUCGUCAACGCCACAUCCACCCUGGGCCACGAGGCCUGGUGCAGCUCCGCCAAUGCCACCUGCCAGCUCACAGGCCUGCAGUGUGGCCAGACCUACACUGCAGUCGCCACGGCGAGGGGUGACCAGUGUGGCAGCGGACCCAGCUCAGGAGUGGAUAUCAUCACAGUGCCCUGUGCCCCUGCUGUGGUCACCCCUUCGUACGACUGCAGCACCAACAUGGCCACUAUCUCCUGGGACGACAGCCUGGGGCGGGAGACAUUCCAGACCACCAUGGAGGGUGGCGAUCACACCUACUCCUGCAGUACAGCUCAGACCAGCUGCUCCUUCAGCAACCUGCAAUGUGGCCAUGUCUACAACGUAAGCGUCUGUGCCCAGGCCGCCCACUGCAACAGCAGUCUGAGCUUCGCCUACGGGCUCAACACAGCCCCCUGUGCACCCCAGAACGUGAGCGCCUCGUUGGUGUGCGCCAACAGCACGGCCCUGGUGACAUGGGAUGGCAGUGAGGGUGCGGUGGCCUACAACGCCACUGCCAUGGGGAGGAGUGGGGACGUCAGGUCCUGCAGAACCAUCGACACCAGCUGUCACCUGCAAGGGAUGCAGUGCGGGCAGACCUACGACAUCACCGUCACCGCCUACUCUGAGACCUGCGGCGGACUCCAGAGUAGCGCCUUCAUCUUCACCGCAGGCCCUUGUCCACCCAACAUUGUGGGGGUGACUCUAGAGUGUGACGGUAACAUUGCCCAAGUUUCCUGGGAUCCAUUACAACAGGCAGAGAGUUAUUUAGCCACCGCUACAGCUGCGGAUGGACACACCCACACCUGCGAUUCCAAUUUCACAAGCUGCUCCUUCGAUGACCUACACUGCGGGGAGGCCUACUCUGUCACUGUGGCGGCCAUGGAGAGGGGCUGUCUGAGCGAGCCUAGUGCAGACCUAGUCCUGGGAUCAGGCCUGCAGUGUGGAGAGCACUACACCUUCUGGGUGGCUGCCCAAGACGCCACCUGCGAGAGCAGCCUCAGUGAACCAUUGGAGAUGAACACAGCUCCUUGCCCACCGACCAUCCAGGCGGCCCGGGUGGACUGCGGCUCCAACAGAGGCACUAUAUCCUGGCAACCGACCAUGGGUGCCGUUGGAGUGAGCUACAUGGUUGAAGCAGUAGGGCAUCAUGGGCACAGAGGCACCUGUACCUCCAACAGCACCUCCUGCUGGGUGAAGCUGGAUUGCGGGCACCGAUACUCAGCUACUCUCACCUCCUUCACUAACGACUGCAACAGCACCCAGAACUCCACCAUUGAGUUUGACUCAGCCCCCUGUCUCCCUGAGGAUGUAAUGGCAAAUUUGGACUGCAAUACCAACGAGCUGGCUGUGCAGUGGCGGGAGAGCCCAGGUUCGGAUUCGUACACAGCACUGGCCAUAGGAAGUGACGGUUACCGUGCCUCCUGCAACUCCUCCAGCACGUCCUGCUCCAUCAUAGACCUGCGGUGCGGCGAGACCUACAACAUCACUGUCACCACCUCUUCUGUCAACUGCAGCGUUAUACAGGGGUCCGACUACCAGGUCCAGUCAGCACCCUGCCCGCCCCAGACCCCGGUGGUGACCCUGAACUGCAGCAGUAACAAGGCAGAGGUGUCGUGGGCCGGAAAUGGCAUGGGGCAGAUGUACAGUGUCUCAGCGGUAGACCGGCGCGGUGUCACCCAUACCUACAACUCCAGCGAUGACAGCUGCACUUUCUCAAACCUGAGCUGUGGGCAGACAUACACCUUCAGCGUCAUGGGUUUGACCAACCAAUGCAGGAGUGAUGUCAGUCCCCCCCAGGAUGUGCUCACAGCUCCCUGUGCCCCAACGCAUGUGACGACCACUUACUACUGUGACACAAACAUUGCGCUGGUCUCAUGGGACUCAGCACAGGGUGCCACCAUGUAUACAGUGAGGGCAGAGGGCAACCGUGGACACAGCACUUCCUGCAACAACACAGACACCCUGUGUACCCUGAACGACUUGCGGUGUGGGCAGGACUACUCAAUCAUCAUCGUGGCAAUGCAUGACAGUUGUGCUACUUUUGCGAGCGAGCCUGUCAACAUUUCCACAGGACCCUGCCCACACUCGCAGAUGCAGUCAUCUCUGGACUGCAGCUCCAACUCGGCGCUGAUCUCCUGGACACCAGGGAAUGGCACGCUCUUGUACAAUGUCUCAGCUGAAGCCCUCAACACCGGGGACUAUGUGUCCUGCACCAGCAGCGGCUCAUCCUGUAACGUCUCUGCCCUGAACUGCGGCCAGAGGUACAGGGUCAGCAUUGUGGGGACAGGCGUCAACUGCUCCAGCAAUCCUGGAACCUGGAUAGCAGUGAAUACAGCUCCCUGCGUGCCCACCAGGCUGGAUGUGCGUUCCUCGUGUGACUCCGACACGGCGACUGUAUCCUGGGCCGCCGCCGCGGGCGCGGUGAAGUAUGUGGUGACGGCCGAGGCCAGCGAUGGGCACCGGAGGACGUGCAACAGCAGCGGCCUGUCCUGUGACAUCGCAGGCCUGGAGUGUGGCUGGGAGUAUGCAGUGUGGGUCACAGGCAUGGAUGACGACUGCAACGGGGCCGACAGCGAGAUCUACACCCUGAGAACUGCACCCUGCAUUCCCCAAGCUCUUGACACCAACCUGGAAUGUGAGGCCGGCAAUUUGAGUGUUGCCUGGCAAACGAGCAGAGGAGCGUUACACUACCGUGUGGUGGCAGAAGGCAGUGCUGGGGAUGUCGUGACAUGUAACACGGCCAACGCAACCUGCAACUUCCCUGGCCUGCCAUGCGGCCAGAAGUACAAUGUCACAGUGACAGCCUGCGAUGACAAAUGCAACAGCUCCGGCAGCCUGGCUGGUGUUGUCUCCACAGCGCCCUGCCCACCCACCGCUAUCGCUGCGACUGCAGACUGCUCCAACCAAGGGAAUUUGACCAUAAAGAUCACCUUUAAGAUAAUCAUUGUGAUCUCCAUUGAGAUGACAUUCAAUGCCACAGCUGUGGACCAUCUUGGUCGUUCCCAUAAAUGCAGCACCACAAACUCCAGCUGCGAUAUCCACAGCCUCCAGUGUGGUACGGAAUACAAUGUGACUGUCACUAGCUGUGCGGACGGCUGUUCUGGACCCCCGAGUGAGGUGUACACCAUCAGGACAGCCCCCUGCGUUCCACACCUUGCCGAGGUGGAGAUGGACUGCCUCUCAGAAUCAGCCUCGGUGAUGUGGGCGGAGGCGGCCGGGGCAAGCCACUACAGCGUGAUGGCAGCGGACGGUGCGGGCGGGGUCCAGCACUGCGGCUCCAGUGGGACAAGCUGCAGGGUGACGGGACUGAACUGUGGCCAGCUGUACACCUUCAGCCUGACCGCAUGCGACGGGCACUGCAACAUCUCCCAGAGUAACACCCUCCCCUCCGAGACAGCCCCCUGCCCGCCACAGAAUAUUCAGGCCAACGUGAGCUGCAGCAACAACACUGCCAGCAUUUCCUGGGCCCCCAGUGAGGGGGCGGUGCGCUACAGUGCUGAGCUGCAUGGGAUGGAUGGGCAUACCUACUCCUGCACCUCAGAGGACAGUGCCUGUGAGGUCACUGACCUGCCAUGUGCAGGGACCUACACAGUGACAGUGGUGGCCAUGGGACGCACCUGCAACAGCUCUGCCAGCAUGAGUUCCUCUAUCAAAACAGCGCCUUGCAUGCCACAAAAUCUGAUGAGCAGCACCAGCUGUGCGGACAGCGUGGUGACGAUGACAUGGAACACCAGUGAGGGAGGAGCGCUGUACUCCGUGGAGGCCACAGGCAGCGACGGCCAUGCAGCCACCUGUACGUCUGCUGGGGGCAGCUGUGACCUCACCGGCCUGCACUGUGGGCAGAGCUACACUGUUAACAUGACGGCCGAGGAUAGCACUUGCUCCAGCGCCCCCACCCAGCCUGUCACCUUCUCCACGGUGCCGUGCACGCCGGGGAACGUUUUGACCGAGGUGGACUGUGGGUCAAACACCAUGACAGUGUCCUGGUUGGAAAGUGAUGGGGCUGAGCACUACACUGUGACACUGGAGGACAGUAACGGGCUCAGCACCAACUGCCAGAGCGUGGGCAGCAGGUGCAAUGUAACGGCUCUUCGGUGCGGUGAGACGUUCCGUGUGACUGUGGAGGCUUCCGACUCCCUGUGUACCAGCCCCGCGAGCCCUGUCUCCAGGACCUCCACAGCGCCGUGCUUGCCCAGCAACAUCGAGGCCGACAUGGACUGCUUGGACCAGAGCGCCAUACUGUCCUGGCAUAACAGCGCCGGUGCCCUGUCUUACACUGCUGUGGCACAGACCCGGUCCGGAGAAGCCGUCACCUGUGAUACCAACAACACCAACUGCGUGAUGAGAGGCCUGGCUUGCGGGGAGCAGUACUCAGUGGCUGUACGGGCGGAGGGAGAGACCUGCAACAGCACUGCGGAAAUGGCAAGCCAGCUGAUUACUGAACCCUGCGUGCCCCAGAACUUAUAUAUCCACUACACCCUGUCCAUCGGCCAACUGUCCUGGGAUGACACCAAGGGCGCCACGUCCUACACUGCAGACGCUAUCACCAACCAGGGUCUUACCAUUACCUGCAACACCACCGACACCAACUGCGUCAUGCGUGGUAUGGUGUGUGGGCAAGUCUACAACAUCACCGUCACUGCACACAAUGAGGCCUGCAAUGACACCGUCACUUCUGACACAUUUCACUUCAGUACAGAACCCUGUCCUCCUGAGAAUGUGCAAGCCAGAAUUCAGUGCGAGAGCGGGGAUGGACUGGUGUCUUGGGAGCAGAGUGAGGUGGCUGUUGGAUACAUGGCCAUAUUGGAAGGGCGAAAUGGAGGUUGGACCUCCUGCAGCACAGCAACGACAUCGUGCAGCGCGACUGGCCUGGACUGCGGCACUGUCUACCAAGUCUAUGUCCGAGCCAUCGGACAGGUCUACAACAGCUCUGACAGCGACAGCAUCAUCUUGACCUCAACCCCCUGUGUGUCAGACAAUGUGGAUGCCAAGGUGGACUGUGAGGCUGAGAUGGCAAUGCUCUCCUGGGACUUCAGUGAGGGGGCCGAAUCCUACACAGCGACAGUGGUGGGCAUUGGCGGUCACCAGGCCUCCUGCACCACCCCGGAUAACCACUGCAACGUCACCGUGCUCAGCUGCGGAGAGACCUACAACCUUACUCUAACCUCCACCAAUCAGGAAUGCCAGAUCACCACCCCCACUGGGGUCACCUUCCAGACCAGGCCAUGCACUCCUCUGAAUGUGGCGGUGGAUCUUCAGUGCGGCAGUCGUACCGCCGUCCUCACCUGGACGCAGCAGGAGGGGGUAGAGCUCUACACAGCUUGUGCCGUGACGAGCGCCGGUGUGCACGCAGAGGACUGCAAUUCCACCGGCGACACCUGCCUCUUCUCAAACCUCACCUGCGGGGAGACCUACACCUUCACCGUCACUGCGCAAACCGGCAUGUGUCACAGUGAAGUCAGCGACUCUGUGAGCGCCGUCACAGAACCAUGUAGGCCCGAGCAUGUGAUUGCUCAAGGAAUCUGCAGCCCAGGGGAGCUGGAACUUGAUUGGGACGAGGCAGAGGGGGCAUUGGCCUAUACCGUGUCUGCUGUGGGAGACCUCGGCUACAUCAAGGCUUUCAACACCACUGAGAACACCUUGGAAGAGGAGCUACUCUGCGGUCAGACCUACACCAUCAGUGUGGUCUCCCAGGAUGACCACUGCGAAAGUCCCCAGAGCAACCCAAUCGAGUUCAGAACAGCUCCAUGCAAGCCCCAGUACCUGCAGACCUACAUUGAUUGUUUGGCCACCCAGGGUUCAGUGAACUGGGCAGCAAGCGAUGGGGCAGAGUCCUACAUGGCAGUAGCAGUCGGCCAGGACAGGCAUACCCACAUGUGCACCACCAAUGGCACGGAAUGCAGCUGGCACGACUUGCACUGUGGCGACGUCUACACCGUCCACGUGCUCGCCCAGAGAAGCAUAUGCAGCAGCCCCAUAAGCAAUGUCACCACCAUUCACACAGCGCCCUGCGUACCUCAGAACCUGGUGCCCACAUUUGACUGCGACCUGAAAGUGGUAUCGCUCACAUGGAAUGCCAGUGCCGGGGCGGACCUCUACAUCGUUGUAGCAGAGAGCGCCGACGGGUCCAGGAUGGAGCUGAGCACAAACACCACCGAGGCUCACUUCUCCGAGGUGACCUGCGGCCAGACGUACAGCCUCACCGUUGCUGCUAAAGGCCAGGGGUGCAGGAGCGAGCCAAGUGCGCCAGUCCUCAUAGAAACAGACCCCUGUGCACCAACUGCUGUAAGCAGUGAAGUUGACUGCAUCUCCAAUAUCAACGUGGUGAGGUGGGCUGUGAGCAACGGAUCCAGUUUCUAUACCGCCACCGUUCGUGCGGCAGAUGGGGAGACGCAGACCUGCAUGUCGUUGGACAGCCAGUGCAGUAUCGCCAGCCUCACCUGUGGUCAGACGUACACGGUGUCGGUCACUGCCUCCAACCAGAACUGCAGCUCCACUCCCAGCUUCGCCUCUGCCAGUCUGAUCACAGUGCCGUGUGCCCCGUCCGAUCUGGCGGUGGACCUAGACUGUGCUGACAACACCGCUGCAGUGUCCUGGAACGGCAGCCAGGGGGCACUGUCAUACAGAGUCACAGCUCAUAGCAGCAGUGGGGUAAACUCCAGCUGUGAGAGCGCUGAGCCCCCCUGCACCCUUGCCAAUCUCACCUGUGGCGCGGCCUACACAGUCCACGUGGUGGCCAUGGGAGCGACCUGCGCCAGCCUCCCAGGAGUCUUUGUGGAGUUUCAGACAGUCCCUUGCACUCCUGAGAUUUGCAUGGCCCGCCUGGACUGCUCCAACAACUCGGCGCUGUUGGAGUGGUACAGUGCCGAUGGGGCCACCUCCUACACUGCAGUGGCUGAGUCCAACAGUAGUCAUGUUGUAGGCUGCUCCUCCGACCAUAACAACUGUGAGAUAGCGGACAUGGAGUGCGGCGAGGUGUACACGGUGACGAUGGUGGCUUCAGACAGCCAGUGCAAUAGCUCACAGAGCUCCAGCUGGGAGAUUGUGUCAGUGCCCUGUGCUCCUCGGAAUGCUGUAUCCCAGCUGGACUGCAGCAUGAACUCCGCCCGGGUGGAAUGGGAAGGCAGUGUCGGGGCAGAGUCCUACAUGGUGCGCGCCGUUGGAAUGGAAGGCCACGUUGCCCAGUGCAACACCACAGGGUUGGCUUGUGAGCUGGUUGACCUCAUGUGUGGCUGCACCUACGACAUCAGCGUGGUCGGCCGCAAUGAGCACUGCAACAUCUCCGAAAGUGCCACCACACAACUACAGACCGUACCCUGCUCUCCCCAGGAGGUGGAAACCAGGGUUGACUGCGACACAGGAGCAACAAUGGUGUCCUGGGAGAGCUGCUACGGCGCCACCUCAUACACUGCUGUAGCCCAGGGAAACGGUGGCUAUGCGUCCUACUGCAAUACCAGUGACACUUUCUGUCAGUUCACUGACCUGCUGUGUGGCAUGACCUACAGCUUCACUGUCAUUGCCUCCAAUGAUGACUGCUCAAGCACAGACAGCAGCCCUGUGCGUCAGGACACCAAAUUGUGCGAGCCCCAGAAUGUCAGUGCAGAGAUGGAUUGCAGUAGCAACACAGGGCUGGUGAUGUGGGAGCAGGGAGAAGGUGUGGCCUCCUACUGCGUGCAGGCCAUGGGCCCUGAUAACCACCAAGCUCAGUGCAACACCACCUCCACCAGCUGUCAGCUGCCGGACCUGCACUGUGGCCAGCGAUACAACCUAACUGUCACAGCCCUGAAUGAGCUGUGUGACAACAGCAACUCCUUCCUGACCCUGCAGUCUGGACCCUGCCAGCCCCGAAAUGUACAGACCAGCCUCCAGUGCAACUCCAGCACUGCCUCCGUGACCUGGGUCAGGGGCAGCGGUGCCACCUCUUACACAGUCGAAGGAAAGGCCACUGACGGCCACCGGGCCUCCUGCAACACCAGCGCCACCCGCUGUAACCUAGAGAGACUGCGCUGUGGUCAGACCUACAAUGUGUCCGUUACAUCCCAGGACGAUUCCUGCGACAGUGCAGAAAGUGCAAUGUCCAGCGUACGGACAGCUCCAUGCCCCCCUGAGAAUGUGGAGGCUCGGUUGUCUUGUGACUCUGGGACCCUCGUGGUUACGUGGGAGUCCAGCGCAGAUGCCGAUUCGUUCCAUGUGGUGGCUGAGAGGGAGGAUGGGGCUGACCUUUCCUUUGAUACCAGCAGCCCCCAGUGCAUCAUGUCAAACCUGCCUUGUGGCCACAACUACUCUGUUACAGUCACAGCUGUCCGAGGAGGCUGCUAUGGUGAUCCGAGCCAGGCUGUCCAUGUGUCUUCAGUCCCGUGUGUGCCGCAGGAGGUCACGGGUAACCUGGACUGUGUCACAAACACAGUUUGGCUUAUGUGGCUCCCUAGCCCGGGAGCACAGAGCUACUCAGUGCUGGCACAUGGGACGGGUGGCUACAACUCCUCCUGCUUCUCCACCGAGCCCACCUGCAAUGUGCCUGACCUGCGCUGUGGGGUCCUCUAUAUCUUCAAUGUCACCGCCUCUAAUGGCCACUGCCAGAGCCAGGCCAACACUACUUUUGAGAUCAAAACAGCUCCGUGUGUCCUGAGCACCAUCGACGCCGUAAUCGACUGCCAAAGCAACACCAUCCAGGUGUCAUGGGAGAUGAUGGAGGGCUCGCCACAAUACGUUGCCACAGCUGAGGGCGAUGACCGCAGCAUCCUUUCCUGUAACAGCACCAUGUCCUCCUGUGACCUGCUGGGUGCGCAGUGCGGGACCCACUACACCAUCAUUGUGGCUACGUCCUCUGACAAGUGCAGCAGCCUGAGGAGUCCCCCUCUCAAGAUCAGCACAGCGCCCUGCACCGUUGAAGACGUGGUCCCCCUCGCAGAUUGUGAGUGUCAGGGAGUGGUCGUCUCCUGGGCCCCAUCCAUGGUCGCUAAAUCCUACCAGCUUACAGCCAUGGGGAGAGAUGGGGACCUGCGGGAGUGCAACACCACAGACACCAACUGCACCCUUGAGGAGUUGCAGUGUGGGAUGCCCUACGGCCUCACUGUGACCGCCAGUACUGAAAACUGCACCGGUCCAGUCAGCAUGGAGGUCACGUUUAACUCAGUGCCCUGCAUGCCGGACAGCUUGUCUGUGGAAGCUGAGUGUGGGAACGGAUCAGCCGUGCUCAGCUGGGCUGAGAGCGAAGGAGCCGUGGAGUACUUCGCCUGUGCGCAGGGUGAAAAUGGAGACAUGCUCUACUGUGACAGCACGGACACGUCCUGUACCAUCGAGGGACUGGAGUGCGGGGCCAUGUACAACUUUUCUGUGCAGGCUUCGGAUGGCGUCUGUAAUGGCUCAUUCAGCCAGCCACAGCUGGAGGGAGCAGUUCCUUGCCCACCUGACUUGGUGCAGGUACAGUUCUUGCCCAUGCGGGAGGAUUCGCAGGUGAUGAGGGUAUCCUGGAGCCAGGUGGACUGUGAGAAUGUGACGUAUCAGGUCGAGGCCACGGGGAACCUCGAAGGCGAUGCCCAGGAGGGUUUUGAGGUGUCCUCCUAUUGGACGGGUCGCACCUCCUUUGAGUUCCUCCUGCCCUGCAGCUCCUCCUACAGCGUGACUGUGAGGUCCAGAAACCCUGCGGGCAACAGCGAGCCGUCUGAGGCCAGCACAGGAACCACAGCUCCCUGCCCUCCACUGGAUGUCACAUUCAGCGAAGUCAACGCCUCUACUGUCCUCUCUUGGAAUGCCUCUGUCUUUGCAACACAAUAUACCGUCUAUGAGCGGUCCAGCGCUGCCAGGUCAGAAAUCUGCAAAACUGAACAGCUCUAUUGCACACUGGGCAGUGUCAACAGGAGUGCUAUCGAGAUCACUGCCAGCAACUCUGCAGGAGAAAGCAACCCAACAACAGACAUCCAAGAUCCAGCGCUGAACCGUAAACGAAGAGAUCUGUCCGAUAUUGAGGAUACCGAAGGGCCAACCACUCCACCGGUAUUGGCAACGGCCUUGAGUGAGUCCUCACUGAGAGUGAACUGGACGAGUGUACCUGGAGCCACAUUCUACAUUUUGAUGAUUAAAGAGCAACACAAAUCAGGGCCUCUCAGCCCCAUGGUACGGACUGUGACUGGUGAGGAAUUCACAGUGACUGACCUCAAGACCAACACGGAGUACUGCGUUGUUGUCACCGCCAAGACCUCCCUCAACCACAUCAUCAGUUCUUCUGAGCCAAUCUGCACGUUCACCCUAGGGCAAAUAAAUGGUUAAUUCCACGGACUCCUUCAGGCUUCUGACCAGAGCAAUUGUGUAUGAUGCAGCAAAAGAGGACAGGCUCCAGUCGAAGAGAUCCAGCCUCAUAUCGAAGUGUCAGGAUCCUUUCUUUUGGGAAGGGGGAAGAUGGGAGGGACAAGGGAAAUUUUUUAUAAAUAUUG